AAGUGACGCCCCCUGCAGCUCGGUGGAGACUUUAGCUGGGUGAGCGAGUGCUUGCGGGCGAUGGAGAACGGAGCGGUGUACAGUCCCACCACCGAGGCGGCCCCGGGCCCUGGCAGGGGCGCGCGCAGCGGCCUGGCCGCCUACUUCUUCCUGGGCCGGCUCCCUUGGUAUCGGCGCAUCCUCAAGGGCUUACAGCUGCUGCUGUCUCUCCUGGCCUUCAUCUGUGAGGAGGUUGUGUCCGAGUGUGGGCUGUGUGGAGGCCUGUACUUCUUUGAAUUUGUGAGCUGUAGCGCCUUUCUCCUGAGCCUUCUCCUGCUGAUUGUGUACUGCACACCAGUGUACGACAGAGUGGAUACUGGAAAAGUCAAGUCAUCGGAUUUUUACAUCACCCUGGGAACGGGGUGUGUGUUUCUGCUGGCGUCUAUAAUUUUUGUCUCUACCCAUUCUGGGACCUCAGCCGAAAUUGCUGCAAUUGUGUUCGGCUUCUUGGCAAGCUCAAUGUUCCUACUGGACUUCGUUGUCAUGCUGAGUGAGAAGCUGAGGGAGAACCCUCUGACAAAGCCGGAAAACAACGCCAGGGCCGAAGCCCUCACCGAACCCCUGAAUGCCUAAGACAUGGAGUGGGCGCUGUGACCCAAGAGAGGCUCCCUCCGUGUGACGUGUGUGACCCGUGUCAUGGGUGCACCCUUUGGAGAGAAGGGAAGGAGCAGGAGGACAGCUUUGUAGCGCUGGGCUGGUGGCGGCCCCAGCAGUGAGCUCAGAGGGUUUUUAAUAACUGUUGGAGCCUGUCUCAAAUGGAGGAGGUUUUAGUGUUUAUUGUUUGUUUGUUUGUUUGUCUGUUUGAGAGAUGAGGUCGCUGUCUCUGUGAAUUGCCUGUCUGUCUGUCAUUUUGCUACAGGGCGCCCCCCACCCCCAGGCUUAGCUCCCACUGUGCCUUUCCCUUCCUUUCAGGAGCUGGCUAAUUUCUGUUGUGUUGUCGGAGAUUUAAUCUGUGUUUAAGAUGCUGGUGUGGGCUUUUUGCUUAAUGUUAGGAUCCUUUCCUGUGUCUUACUCAGCCUUCCACUGAUGUGCUAACCUUUUAAAGCAAUUAUUCUUAAUUCCUUCUGAGCCAGGCAUGCGUUGCCUAAUUGGAGGUGUCUAGGCUGGUGCUGUUUUCGCACGCGAAUGACAGCUACAGAGCGUCAGCCUGGUGGCGGCUUUCACACUGCACUUUGGUCAUUGAGAAUAAGUUUAGAAGAAACCAAAGUUUAUUAUGGAACACAGGAAAGUGAGGAAACUGAUAGUCUAUCCGAAGACCAAAGAGAGAAGAGACUGCCCCGCACCCGGCUGUAAUCACACGGAUAGGCCCUGGCCGCUCAACAGAGAUGUGUUGGAGGGUGCCGUGCUCACACAUGCAGACUAGAGACAGUGCUCGAGCGAGCACAGCUCUGCAGCCUUCUCUUCAGAAGCCUAGGCUGGGAUCUCUAACCCACCAGGAUGCCUCCUUUCUGACUUUCUCCAGAAUGGUCCCGUGCGCUGGGUGUGCUGGGUACCGUCUGUGAGGGCCAACACUCACUCUCACUCUCAAUUCUCUUCCCAUUGUCAACUGUCUCCAGGCCAUCUAGAGUUGUGUCCCUUCUUGUCACCAAAAGUUUGAGGCAGGGGUAUCAGGUUCGUGUUCCCACAGGCCUCUGUUUGGGUUUCUCUCCAGGAGAGGUGUCUUGAGGAAGCGAAUCCUAGAACCCGGCUAGUGAGGACUGUUGGUGGUGUGGGGAGGCUGCAGACUUCUGAGACUUUGCUUGCUGCUGGAAGACUGUCUUAGAGCCAUUGGGCAUCUCCUGACCAGGGGGACCCUUCUUCCCUUCUUCCUUUCUUCCUAGACUUUGACCAAGACUCAGGUAUAUCAAGGCCUUCAGUGUUCUGGUGAAGGUUUCCCAGGCUGGGGUUUCUCUCUGAGGUGGUGUGAUUGUGUUUCCUGGGAUUCACUGUAAAGUCCCCCUCCUUUUCAGUGUCUUGUGUGCCAUUGUGUGUGGAAGAUGGUUUCAUGUCCUGAGUGAGUCUGUUGCAGUUCUUGGAAGUGGAUGAGUCUGGGCACACAGCUUCUGCUCUGUCCUGCCGCACUGCCUGAUCUGCUGGCCUCAGGGUUUACACGCUGGUGAUGUCACCACAGCUGCUUUGGAGAUUGUGAAACUAAUCAUGCAUGUUGCCUUACUGGGCGUGCCAUCUCAGAGGGGACAGUAGGCUCUUGAAACCAAGAAUAGAAAAAUUCUGUUUCUUGCAGACAGUCUUGGAGUUUGAUACCAAGCUGUACUAUAGGCACUGUAAAUAUCAUUUAGACCUGUUGAGAAUUAAUAGCAAACCUGGGCUACUUUAGUGUUACCAACUAUUAGUCUGCUGACUGUUACUGUAACAAAAUAUCUGAGACAAUCAACUCAUAGAGGAAGGGCUGAGGAGAGGGUUCAUCUUGGCUGGCAGUCUGCGCAGCUCCCGCCCUGGGCAGACCUAUUGCUUUACACAGCAGCACACCAUCACUGUCACUCAGGGAGCUUGUGGUAGAGCUGGACGCAAGGAGAGAAGGGCGGUGACCUGAGGUCCUGAGGUCUCGGAAGGGCACGCCCUCACUGACCUAAGGCCUCUCUAGGCCCUGCCACUAAAGGUUUCUGACCUCAGUAGUGCCAUCCUGGAGAACUAGUUUCUAAAGCUCAGGCCCUUGGGGACAUUGUGUCUCAGUGGGAGGUGCCUCUCGGCCUGUGUCUGGCUUGGUCAUGACUGACAGACACACUGGCCUGGCUCAGCCUCCAGCUGCGCGCUGGCGUUAGUUGUCCCACAGCUGAGGGCUCGCCCUCGGCUGCUCCAGGCCUUCAUUUAGGAAGGUCAUUUGGGCACUUGUGUCUGCGGCCACUCUUAGAGCUUUCUCUUUGGGGAACCUGUGACUGGUUUGGCUUCUGCAUUCUGUGGAGGGAGAUGGGGUUAAAGACUGUGGCACCAAACGCCCUCCGAAGAGCUGUGACCAGAGACCAUCAGGGCAGAAAGGACAAUGUCUUCUUUAGUAGCUGUGGCAGACUUGAGCAGCUGUGAUUUAUACAAAUUGUUUAGAAUGGUUUUUAAGACUUAGAAGGGAAAUACACUCUGCACAAGACUUUUAUAAUUACUAUACUUAAAUUAUGCUUUCUGUGGGGACUGGGAAAUGUAUUUUUACAUUGCUUAUACCCCAUCACUUUUGUAUUUGUUGAUUUAAAGCCUGUGGGUCUUUUUUUUUUUUUUAUCACUCUUAAUAUCGACUUUUAUAAUCUUUUAAAAUAAAUCCUCUUAAUUCCCGUG
Apodemus sylvaticus (European woodmouse) is the source of this 3300-nucleotide messenger RNA. It is a transcript of the gene Cmtm6, whose product is annotated as CKLF like MARVEL transmembrane domain containing 6. Gene Ontology annotation, cellular component: membrane. NCBI's taxonomy places the organism in Eukaryota, Metazoa, Chordata, Mammalia, Rodentia, Muridae. The record is from RefSeq and is a predicted model, not a curated record. The transcript is spliced from 4 exons. The coding region runs from base 61 to 612 and encodes 183 amino acids.